UCUUUGCAUACGGAGACAAAUUACUUUGCAUACGGCUUUUGAAAUUCUGCCAGAAGAUUUAGAGGCGACGGCGACAUCGAAAAGAAACAGUUGCAUGAAAACGUUGACAUUGAUAUGAUGAUAUGAUAUAAGAAUCGCAUUUCACACACGAGCUCCAUAACCAAAAGAAGAAGUAUCAUAUAUACAAUGCACAAUAAACAAAAAAAAAGCUUGAAUGAAAUUACGUUCCAUACAAAAUGCUUGAAUAAAUAUUUGGGCAGUCAAUUUGUAAUAAUCACAUUUUCUAAAUAACACCGACAAGUGAUAUGGGGGGCAAUAUUAUGUAGUUAGAUUGUGUUGGGCAAUAAUCAAAUAGAAUGAAAAAAAAAAAUCUGUGGAAUAAAAGACAAAAGAAAAGGCACAGAGCGGCAGCAGAGCCGAUAUAGCAGCAGCCGCAGCAUAUAUCGGCUAGUUCUCGUUACACAUCCAUAUAAUAAGGCAAACGCACGACUGUAACGUCUCCGUCGUCAUCAUCACACAAGAAGAGCAAAAAAAAAAACACAGAAAACGAAAAGAAAAAUACCCUGUUAGAUAGAUGAAAGAUCAGAAGCUAUACAAAAGCAAGCAAAACACAAUACGGCUGAACUCAAAACAGCUCAAACCGAAAAGGUUUUUCAGUCUGCUUUCAACUGUCGUAACAAACGGGUAUUCGGCGAAUGCGGUGUGUGCAAAACAAGAAGAGGGAAAAGGGUUCCUUUGCAAAUAACAAUACAAAAAAACCGAAGCUGCCACAGUUCACUACGAAUGUGUUCAAACAGCAACAAACAUAUCGAGAAAAUAAGCAACACACUUUCAAACAUGAAGAAUAAUGCUAGCAAUAACCAAUCAUUCCAACCACCAACAUUGUAAAUUAAUCAAUUAAGUUAUAAAGAUAACGAAAAUUAGAAUACAUAUAUAUAUAUUUUCUGUGCUGUGCAAUUGCAAUUCAAAUAGAUUAAGAAAAUUAAUAGUGAUUUGCAGUGAAUCGUAAUAAAGUGGUGUGAGGAUCAUUUAAUUUGUGAAUUCGGGUGAAAGACAGAAAAGAGUGAAGCAAAAAUGAAACGUGAUGGUACCCAAAAAGGUGGUUCGGUCGACGAAAAUGUGCCAUUAGAAUCGCCGAAUAGUCAGCCACCAAAUGGCACUGAUCAUGGCGCCGACGGUGAUGUUGGUCUCAAGGCUAAAAUGAGUUUGCUCAAUGGAUGCACUGUCAUUGUCGGUUCAAUCAUUGGUUCCGGCAUUUUUGUAUCACCCACCGGUGUGUUAAAGUAUACAGGCAGUGUAAAUAUGGCACUCGUCGUGUGGGUCAUCUCUGGACUUUUCUCAAUGGUUGGUGCAUAUUGCUACGCAGAGUUGGGAACAAUGAUUCGAAAAUCGGGUGCCGAUUAUGCCUAUAUCAUGGAAACAUUUGGUCCAUUCAUGGCAUUCGUUCGUUUAUGGAUUGAAUGUAUGAUUGUUCGACCAUGUUCACAAGCAAUUGUUGCACUCACAUUUAGUACAUAUGUGUUGAAGCCAUUCUUUCCGGAAUGUUUACCGCCUGACGAUUCGGCGCGUCUUUUAGCCGUUUGCUGUAUCAUGGUUUUAACGUUUGUUAACUGUUGGGACGUAAAAUGGGCAACAGCAGUGCAGGAUAUAUUCACGUAUGCCAAAUUAUUUGCAUUGUUUUUGAUCAUUGGUUUCGGAGCCUAUCUUUUGUCAAAGGGCAAUGUCCAGUAUUUUACCUUUGACAAUUCAAAGACCGAAGUAACAUCAUUGGCCCUAUCGUUCUAUUCUGGACUGUUUGCAUACAACGGAUGGAAUUACUUGAACUUUAUCAUCGAAGAAUUGAUUGAUCCAGUGAAAAAUUUACCUCGUGCCAUUGCGAUAUCAUGUACCUUAGUGACGGUUGUUUAUGUGUUAGCCAAUGUGUCUUUCUACACAAUUCUAUCACCGGAUGAAGUGCUAAAAUCAUCUGCUGUUGCUGUUACUUUUGCCGAGCGUGCAUUUGGACCAUUCGCAUGGACCAUUCCAGUGUUCGUUGCAUUGUCAACGUUCGGUGCAGUGAAUGGAAUUUUAUUGACAUCAUCACGAUUGUUCUAUGCUGGUGCCUGUGAAGGUCAAAUGCCGGAAAUUUUAACAAUGAUUCAAAUCUCACGAUUCACACCGACACCGGCUGUUCUUGCAAUGGCUUUGCUAUCAAUGCUAUAUUUAACCGUUUCCGAUAUAUUUGCGCUGAUCAAUUAUGUUGGAUUUGCGACUUGGUUGAGUAUUGGUGUGUCUGUGUUGUGUUUGCCAUGGUUGCGAUGGGCACAACCAAAUCUACCACGACCAAUCAAAGUAAAUUUAGCAUUUCCAAUCGUUUAUUUACUGGCAACUGCAUUUGUCACCAUCGUUCCAAUGAUAGCCACACCAAAGGAAACUGGCAUCGGUAUACUUAUGAUUUUGACCAGUGUGCCCGUCUAUCUAGUAUUUAUUGCAUGGAAAAAUAAACCAAAGUGGUUCCAACACACAAUGGGUGGAUUAACGCAAACGCUACAAAAAAUGAUGUUGGUUGUACGCCCGAAAAUUAAUCAAACGAAGUAAGCGUAACAAGAUGUCUUCAAAAGCUGAUGAUGGUGGUUGGGAAGGCAAAACCAGCUCAGGUUUAAAUUUUCUCGCCAAAAACACACACACAAAGACAGACAGAAACAUAACAAAUAUCUUCGCAAUAUUGAAACUGCAAUUUGUUUUCAUUUCUUUAUUUCUUCAAUCACUUCACCAAUAAAUCGUUGAAAGAUGACGAAAUGUGAAGAGAAAUUUAAAAAAAGAGAGAGAUAAACAUACAAACAAAAUCUCAUUAGAUUACUAUCAUUUACCAUAUAAACACACAACAUAGAUGUUAUUCAAUUUUAAAUUCUUAAUCAUUCCGGUCGAAGCAGGAAUCACAUGGAACGAAGCUAAGACCACAGCCAGCAAUCAUAGAAGAUGGAAAGCCUUAUCUGAGGCCCUAUGCUCCACAUGGAGUUAUAGAAAAAAAAAAUCAUUCCGGUGUUUUUGGCAUCAAUAUGUGAAAUUAUUUUUUUUCAUUUUGUUCCUUGAAACUGAUGAUAAUAAUGCAUUUCUUCAUUAAUAACAUGUUCACAGUGUGAUUUCCAAUUAGAAGAAAGAUGAUGCGCUUUAAAUAUAAGUUUUCAUUACGAAUUAAGUUAAAAGAAUAUUUUUGAUGGAUUAACGCACACACCACAUAAAAAAACGAAGAAAGAAACUGACAGAUAUUUUGAACUUUUGCAGCAACGAAUAGAGUUUCAACAGCCAUAACUUUUAAUCAUCAUGAUGAUAUCACAAUAUACAACAAAGUUCAAAAUAUUCAUUUUGAUAUCAAAGAAUACAUUUGACCAAGUAUCCACUUGACAUGUAGUAUUUGGUACAUCUUAAAACUUGGAUUUGCCAUUGUCAACACUUAACUUUUUCAAUUAAUUCUUUGAUUUAUUAAAAAAUAGUUCCGGUUGGUCGUAGUGUUGGUCAUUGCAAACUAAAUAGCAUUAUAUAUGUGACAAAAAAAAAAAAAAAAACAAAUUACAAAACUUAUAUAUAAACGUGAGUCGCAUGAGAAAUGGCGUAAUACCAUUAAAAAUGUUGAUAAAAAAUGACGAUGUUUAUUGACAAUAAUAAAUUUUUAAGAAGUUUUUGAUGUUAUUUUAAUGAACAAAUGGAAACAGGAACCUAUAUUUCAAUGUUAAAAAAGAUGUAUUGAAAGCUAAACUAUUCUUAAAAUCGUUAAUAAAAUUGGCCGCAUGCUUUUUAAGAGAAGAGAAUAAAAUAUAUAUAUAAAUAAAAAAAGUGAAAGCUAUAGCGAGUGUAUGCGAUAUAGUGAGUGUUUGUGUGCGAGAGAGAGGCCUAAACAAUUAAAAAGACAUUUAUUGAACUGGCUUAUUCUAAAUGUGUCCAAGUUCUAUUGUAUUCUAUGAUAUAAAAUAAAAAAGAAAACCAUUUGAAGAGCUCAGAUUAUA
Messenger RNA from Contarinia nasturtii (swede midge), 3983 nucleotides. Its product is annotated as large neutral amino acids transporter small subunit 2. The transcript has 11 exons. Gene Ontology annotation, molecular function: L-amino acid transmembrane transporter activity. Gene Ontology annotation, cellular component: membrane. Gene Ontology annotation, biological process: amino acid transmembrane transport. NCBI's taxonomy places the organism in Eukaryota, Metazoa, Arthropoda, Insecta, Diptera, Cecidomyiidae. The record is from RefSeq and is a predicted model, not a curated record. Bases 1075 to 2577 code for a protein of 500 amino acids.